UCUAUUUCCACCGCCAGAUUUUUUGCUUAUUUUUCUGCACUUCUAACCGAUGACUGUUUGAAUCUUUUGAACAUAAAUAUUGAGCCCAGCGAUCCGAAUUGUACCAUUCGCUUGGCAUUCUCUAGCCCGAUCAAGUUGGUUCUGGUUCGCUGUCAAAAUGGCGUCUAAGAUGAUAGUUGCCCUGUUUGCCAUUUUGGUCUGUGCUAGCGCCGGUUACGUUGAAUCCGAUCAUUACCACGCCCCAAUGACUCAUUACUCAUUCGCCCCAGAUGUGAGCUACAGCUCGAUCACUCAGCACUCCUCUCCCAAGCUGACGGUGGCCAAAACAAUUGCCUAUGCUGAGCCAUCGAUGCACUAUUCCGCUCCACUCACUAAAACUAUCGUUCAACAACCAACCAUCAUCUCCGAACCCAUCUACUCUCACGCUGCCCCAAUCGUUGCCGAGAAGACUCUGGCCUACUCCACACCAGCGGAAUACACCAAGACGCUGUCCUAUGCUCCUCUCACGAAGACCGUGGUGUCCCAGCCGGCCUACAUCGAGACAAUUGCAGCGGAACCAACCUCUGCAAAGGCCAUCUAUUCCGAGCCAACCUACACCAAGACCGUGAUUCAGCAGCAACAGCAGCCAACCUUUAUCAAAACCAUUCUCUCGGAACCUGCCUACGCUCAUGGUAUCCCAGAUGUCGCUGCCAAAACUCUAAGCUAUACUCCGACAGCCCCUGUGAGCUAUGGCGAGGCUAGCGCUCAUCACAGCUGGUAAAUUGAGGGCACAGUAACGAGCGGAAAAAUAAUUUAACAAGC
Molecule: messenger RNA, 801 nt
Organism: Toxorhynchites rutilus septentrionalis
Lineage: Eukaryota; Metazoa; Arthropoda; Insecta; Diptera; Culicidae
Exons: 2
Coding region: 158-760 (200 amino acids)
Source: RefSeq, a predicted model, not a curated record